Pezoporus occidentalis (night parrot) is the source of this 4383-nucleotide messenger RNA. It is a transcript of the gene PPP4R4, whose product is annotated as protein phosphatase 4 regulatory subunit 4. Gene Ontology annotation, cellular component: cytosol; protein serine/threonine phosphatase complex. Bases 308 to 2944 code for a protein of 878 amino acids. The transcript is spliced from 25 exons. The record is from RefSeq and is a predicted model, not a curated record. Gene Ontology annotation, molecular function: protein phosphatase regulator activity. Lineage: Eukaryota; Metazoa; Chordata; Aves; Psittaciformes; Psittacidae.
AUCGCCCCCGCGGGCAGGAGUGGCCAGUAAAGAAGGGAAACUCGUCUCCAAACUCCCCUCCUCCGAGGUACUAUCGGCUGCACCGGGCUCCGGCGCCGGCUCCGAUCCUUGUCCGCCCAGGGCAAGAGGAGAAAGUUUCCCGUCCAGAGGCUCGGCGGGGGCGAGCGGCGGCCGCUGCCGCAGUGUAUGCGCUGAGGCGAGCGGCGGGCGCGCUCGGAGAGGCGCUGCGCGGUGCCUGGGCUGCUUCCUUCAGUGCUAUGUGAGAGACUCGGGGAAAGCGUCGCUUGCCGAAGGCUUUAGUUGCUACAUGCAUCCAAUAAUAAUCUUCUCCAAAAUGGAUUUUAGUCAGAGCAAUUUGUUUGGAUACAUAGAAGACCUGCAGGAACUAACUAUUAUAGAGAGGCCAGUUCGAAGGAGCCUGAAGACACCAGAAGAAAUAGAAAGAUUGACAGUUGAUGAAGAACUCAGUGAUAUUGAAAGGGCUGUUUAUCUACUCAGUUCUGGCCAGGAUAUCCAAGGAACAAGUGUGGUGGCAAAUCUUCCAGUCCUGAUGCGACAAAAUCCUGCAGAAACACUUCGUCGGGUCUUACCAAAAAUCAGAGAGGUGCUGCAUGUUGCAGGAGUGGAAAUGCAGUUAACAGCUGCUGUUUCAUUUUUGACUGUUCUGCAAGAGGAGUUGAUGUCCAUUCAUACGUAUUCCCACUCCUUCCUACACAUCAUUCUCCAAAACCUGGAACACAGAGAUGCAGGUGUCAGCAAUGCAUGGCUAGAAACUCUUCUUGCUGUAAUAGAAGCUUUACCAAAAGAGACUGUCAGACAUGAGAUCCUGAAUCCACUUGUUUCCAAAGCACAGCUUUCUCAAACACUUCAGUCCCGCUUACUUAGUUGUAAAAUCAUGGGAAAAUUAGCUAACAAAUUUGAAGCUCGUAUUAUUAAAAGAGACAUUCUUCCAUUGGUAAAAUCACUGUGCCAGGACGCGGAAUAUGAAGUUAGAACUUGCAUGUGUCGGCAACUGGAACAUAUAGCUCAAGGAAUAGGGGCAGAACUAACAAAAACUGUUGUGCUUCCUGAGUUAGUAGAACUGGCAAGAGAUGAGGGCAGCAGUGUACGCCUUGCAGCUUUUGAGACCUUAGUGAAUCUGCUUGAUAUGUUUGAUGCAGAUGACAGGAGUCAAACUGUGCUUCCUUUAGUGAAAUCAUUCUGUGAAAAAGCCUUCAAAGCAGAUGAAGCUAUCCUAGUUUCUUUAUCUUUCCAUUUAGGGAAACUGUGUAAUGGAUUAUAUGGCAUUUUUACUCCUGAACAACACUUACGUUUUUUUGAAUUUUAUAAGAAGCUUUCCACACUGGGUUUACAGCAAGAAAAUGGACAAAAUGAUAAUCAAGUACAAGUUCAAACUCUGGAACAAGAAAAUAAGUAUAUUUUGGUCAGGAAGAACUGUGCUUACAAUUUUCCUGCCAUGAUUGUUUUUGUGGACCCAAAGAAUUUCCAUUUAGAACUGUAUUCUAUAUUCUUCUGUCUUUGUCAUGACCCUGAAGUUCCUGUCAGAUAUACUAUGGCCUUAAGCUUCUAUGAAGUGGCUAAGCUUUUAAAUUCUGGUGUGUAUACAAUACAUAAAGAACUGGUUACACUAUUGCAGGAUGAGUCACUGGAGGUGCUAGAUGCCCUGAUAGGUAACCUCCCUGAAAUCCUUGAACUAAUGACUAAUGGAGGAGAAAGCUGUGGAUCAGAGAACAAGUUAUUGUCGAUUCCUGACUUGAUUACGGCAUUAACAACAGCAGAACAAAGAGCAGCAACUUCUUUAAAAUGGAGAACUCAUGAGAAGUUACUGCAAAAAUAUGCAUGUCUCCCUCAUAUCAUAUCAAGUGAUCAGAUUUAUUACCGCUUUCUUCACAGAAUGUUGACAAUCAUUUUGACAAAUAAUGUCCUACCAGUCCAAAAAGCAGCUGCUCGAACUCUCUGCGUUUAUUUGCGUUAUAAUCCCAAACAAGAACAGAGGCAUGAGGUUAUCCAGAAACUGAUUGAACAACUGGGCCAAGGAAAAAGUUAUUGGAACAGACUUCGGUUUUUAGAUACAUGUGAAUUCAUUAUGGAACUGUUUUCAAAAUCAUUCUUCUGUAAAUACUUCUUUCUACCUGUUCUUGAACUUACACAUGAUCCAGUGGCAAAUGUGAGAAUGAAGUUAUGCUAUUUGUUGCCAAAAGUUAAAUCUACUCUGAGGAUACCCACUGAUAAACAUUUACUUCAGCAGUUAGAGUUAUGUAUAAGGAAACUUUUGUGUCAAGAGAAAGACAAAGAUGUCCUGACUAUUGUAAAAAGAACGGUGUUAGAAUUGGACAGAAUGGAGAUCUCUGUAGAUGCUUUUCUGAAAAGAUUUUACGAAAAUGAUUUAUUGGAUCAAGAAAAAGAGAGACAAGAAUAUCUCCUUUUGGAAAUGGAACAAUUAGAAAAAGAGAAGCAGCAAAAUGAAGGAAGAUCUACAAAUAUUAAUAACAAAAUAUCUGAAAAGAAACGCAGAGACAGUAAAACUUCAUCAGUGUUGGCAAAAAGGAUCACGCUCUCUGUUCCUGGAAGCUCUUCUGCUGCAUCAGCAGGCAAAGAAGACAAAAAAUCCAAGUUGGUUCGAAGCCAGUCUUUCAGUACUCAAGCACUACAUCCAAAAUACAACACCUUAGACAAGUGUCCUAAUAUAAGCUCUGCUACAGGAUAUACGUGUUCAGUAUCCGGAAUGGGAAAGAAUUGUAUGUUAUCCUUUACUGAUGAUUCAUUCCGGACUCAUUCUGGUGGUAACAGUGGGAAUACUGCCUUCCCUUCCAGUUCUUCUUGCAAUUUAUAUAACUCAGCUGACCAGAAGAGCAGUGGAAAUAAGGAGAUUCAGACCCGAAAGGUGAACCUACUAUUAUGGGUUAAGAUGGAGACUUCUGGCAUUAUUUGUAGCAGCCAGUAGACUUCUUGGACUACCUUAACAUCUCACUUAGAGUGACCUCUACACAACCUUCUGUACAAAGCUUAAUGGAGAAAAAUACCCCCUUCUUGUGAAGAAGGCCCUCAGAAUGUGUCCAUUUGGCUUCUUCAGUGGGUACAUUAGAGCAGCUAGUAAUUUUUAAAGUACAGCAGCUAAGAGUUGUGUUAAAAUGUUACACACAAUAGCAGUUUAUGUUAUUUAAAAACAUAGCAAAAACAUGUUAUGUGUGUUUCUUCUUUUGUAUGAAGAAAAUCCAGAAAAUCAAACUCUUAAGAUCUUCUGAUGGAAAAAAAGGGAACCAGAAAGUGGUAGAAGCAGCAUUCUGGUGCGAUAAGGUGGGAGCAGCAGAAGGACUCUCUAAUGCCUGGAAUGAAUAAAAUGCAUCCUGCAAUGUUCAAACUUACAGUCUUUUAAAUAAAAUCCCAAGAUGUAAAAUAGGUUCCAAUAAAUAGUGUAACAGUUGCAGAAUGCUAAUGUUGUAGUGAAAUGUUAUGAAAUAUAACUUCAGUUAUGUACUCUUAAUCUGCUGCAGCUAAAGAGAGGAUUUUGUUUUCUUCAAUUAUGCCUUUGUAGUUCAAAUUCUUGGAUUUAGAAUACACAUGUUCAUUACUUAAUUGGCUAAUUUACAAUUUCAGCAAUUCUUAGCACCCUUGUUUUAUGCAAGGAAUAGAAGGAAAUGUAAUGAAUAUGCAAAAGUAAUCCCACAUUUUAAGGAAUAUUCAAACUUAAUUUAAGACCAAAGUCCAGAACAGUUGAUCAGUCUGUAUCAUAAACUUUAGUAGCAUUGUGCUGUGAAUUUGGAGGUAAUGUUUUUACAAGUACUAAGUAAAGUUCAUAAAAAUACUGUGUGUUUCAAAGCAAUCUAAAAGCAGAUGUCUUCAGAUGAUAUAAAAAACCUUUUAUUUCAUAAGUUUUGUUGUAUAAAUACCUGUUUUACUUUUUAGUAUUUCAGAUUGUAUUUUCACUUGAAUAAUUUAUAAUGCUGGAGCUAGUUUUUAAUCAGCUGCUAUUGCAAGAUAUCAUACUUCAGUGAUGUCAUCUGCAUUUGUUUGUAUUAAUGCUAAUGUUUCUAUCAAAAUUUGCCUGUGGGAAAACAUGCAAUUCUGUUUUAAAGAGUUCUACUUAUGCCAAUACUAAAGAGAAAGCUUAUGAAGCUAUUGUCAGCUUCUCUAUUUCAGAAUGGAAGAAGCAUAAACAUAUUGAUAUCAGAAAUACGUGGUUUUUAAAAUUUAUUGGUGUAUGAUAAAGGUGAUCUGAUCUGUGAACGCAUAUGCGUGUGUGAUUACUUUUUAUAAUGUAAAAAUAUGAAUGAUGAUUUACUCAAAAUAAAAUGUAGGACAAUGAUGUACAUGCAUGUUCUUGAAAAAAAAAAAGCACUCUCAGGGCAUCUUUUAUAAUUAAAAUAAAUAAAAUCAUUCACC